Molecule: messenger RNA, 1132 nt
Organism: Haliotis rubra (blacklip abalone)
Lineage: Eukaryota; Metazoa; Mollusca; Gastropoda; Lepetellida; Haliotidae
Exons: 2
Coding region: 160-930 (256 amino acids)
Source: RefSeq, a predicted model, not a curated record
CUGAGUGUGACCAACCAACCAACCAACCGACCAACCAAACAACCAACCAACAUACUAGUGUUCUAUUCCGAUUCUUUGAGGUUACGGAAAGUGGCGAGUGCUCACUUGCGCUCCGCACACCAACAAGCUCCAUCCCAGCGCGUGCAACCUUUCGUCUCCAUGGAAGCGAUAAUGGCGUCUCUUCCGUAUUGCGCUUGUUGUGGUCAGAUUUUUUCAGUAAUGAAGCGAUGCGUUCAGUGUCAGGAAGUUUUCUACUGUUCUCGGGGCUGCCAAGUUAAAGACUGGGGAGCUCACAAGUCUAUGUGCUUGAGGAGGAUUGAUUCCAGUGGCCAUGACCAAAAAAGUAUCUUUACAAGUGAAAGUGGCAAAACCAAUAGUAGUGCCUCUGACUCAACUGAUGGAUCACCGCACCUGGCAGAUGGAAAGACAGUACGUGUUGACUUCCACUCAGCUGUUGACAGACUGAUGGCAUCCCGAGGGCAGUCUUCCCCCAGCAGCAACAACAGCGGUUUGUCUUACCUCCACAACAAUCAACAUCAUCAUGACACACCAGUGUUUCAUGAAGAAAAAGCUUACUGUGACGUUUAUGUAAAAUCAAACAAACAGAAGCACAAGUUAAAGAUUCUGGACGAUUGGACAGGACAAGAAAUACUCAAACUAUUUGGGUGUCAUGUAUGUAUUCCUUUAGAAAAAAUGAAAGUGGUUCACAAGGGUAGAUUAAUGACAGGAGAGUUAAUCAGAGAGUGUGUAAAACCAAAGGCAGUGUUUCAGGUUUUUGGUGAGAAAUCCGCAGAUGAAACAGGACUUGACAGGAGAGAUAUUUCCAUCAUGAUGGCUCAAAUGAACAUUGACAGAAAUAGUGCAGUGCAAGCCCUACAGAAGAAAAAUGACCUGAUUGAUGCAAUCUUUGAGGUUUCUAACAAGAUUUGAAAAGUUAAAAACAAUUUAUGGACAGUUAUGGGACAAUGUUAUGAAGACAUUCACCGCAGACAUCCAGCGUAUUUGUUUUUGUUGUUUUAUUUCAUGUUUGAGUUUUGUGGAAACAAAUAUUGAUCAACCUCAAAGUAUGUUUCUAAUUUUAUGCUAAACAAAAUAAUAAUUAUUAAAUUAAUUAAAUAUGACUAAUAUGAAU